Molecule: messenger RNA, 1841 nt
Organism: Fragaria vesca subsp. vesca
Lineage: Eukaryota; Viridiplantae; Streptophyta; Magnoliopsida; Rosales; Rosaceae
Product: thiamine biosynthetic bifunctional enzyme TH1, chloroplastic-like
Exons: 9
Coding region: 1-1503 (500 amino acids)
Biological process (GO): thiamine biosynthetic process
Cellular component (GO): chloroplast
Molecular function (GO): thiamine-phosphate diphosphorylase activity; phosphomethylpyrimidine kinase activity; hydroxymethylpyrimidine kinase activity
Source: RefSeq, a predicted model, not a curated record
AUGCACAAGCAGCAGGUUCCUCAUGUUCUCACCGUUGCCGGCUCCGAUUCCGGUGCCGGUGCCGGAAUCCAAGCUGAUCUUAAGGCUUGUGCUGCUCGCGGAGUCUACUGCUCCACUGUCAUAACCGCUCUCACUGCACAAAACACCGCUGGUGUUCAGGGUGUCAACGUUGUCUCUGAGGAUUUUGUUGCAGACCAACUCAAGUCUGUGCUGUCUGACAUGCAUGUUCAUGUGGUGAAAACAGGCAUGCUACCUUCUUUAGGCAUAGUCAAAAUUCUUCAUGAGCAUCUGAAGGAGUACCCAGUUCGUGCUUUAGUGGUUGAUCCUGUUAUGGUAUCUACAAGUGGAGAUGUACUGGCUGGCCCUUCCAUUAUAGCGGGGUUCAGAGAGGAGCUUUUUCCUAUUGCUGACAUUGUAACCCCAAAUCUAAAAGAGGCGUCUGCUUUACUGGAUGGUCUUAAAAUAUUAACAGUCUCUGACAUGCGCUCUGCUGCAAAAUUACUACAUGAUAUGGGCCCACGAAAUGUCCUUGUCAAAGGUGGAGACCUUCCUGAUUCAUUGGAUGCUGUUGAUAUCUUCUUUGAUGGUGAGGACAUAUAUGAGCUGCGCUCUUCACGCAUAGAUACUCGUAAUACUCAUGGUACGGGUUGCACUUUGGCAUCAUGUAUUGCAGCUGAACUGGCAAAAGGCUUGUCAAUGCUCGAGUCUGUUAAGGUAGCAAAGUGCUUUGUUGAAACUGCCUUGGAUUACAGCAAAGAUAUUUUCAUUGGAAAUGGUCCCCAAGGCCCCUUUGAUCACCUAAUGACGCUUAAGAAUAGCAUUCACAAGUCUGCUGGACAAGUCAGAUUCAAUCCAAGUGAUCUAUUCUUGUAUGCUGUCACAGAUUCGGGUAUGAAUAGAAAGUGGGGCCAUUCAAUCUCAGAUGCUGUUAGAGCUGCCGUAGAAGGAGGUGCUACCAUUGUCCAACUAAGGGAAAAGGACAUUGAAACACGGGAUUUCCUAGAAGCAGCCAACUCAUGUGUCCAGAUUUGUCGUUCCCAUGGAGUGCGUUUACUAAUAAAUGAUCGGAUUGAUGUUGCACUUGCUUGUGAUGCUGAUGGUGUGCAUAUUGGGCAGUCAGACAUGCCAACCCAUGUUGCACGUGCUCUACUUGGCCCUGAGAAAAUCAUUGGUGUAUCUUGCAAGACACCUGAGCAUGCAGAACAAGCAUGGAUUGCGGGUGCCGAUUACAUUGGUUGCGGCGGUGUAUAUCCAACUAAUACAAAGGAAAACAAUCUCACCAUUGGCUUGGAAGGGCUGAAAAAGGUUUGUUUGGCUUCUAAAUUACCUGUGGUAGCAAUCGGUGGGAUCAAUGCUUCAAAUGCACAAUCGGUGAUGCAAAUUGGUGUACCAAACCUGAAAGGUGUUGCUGUUGUGUCGGCAGUGUUUGAUAGGGAAUGUGUGUUAACAGAAACCAAGAAGUUGCGCGCACUGCUAACGGAGGCAACACAAGUAGUGAAGUGAAGAUAUACACAGAUGAGGUCUUCCAGCAAAGAUCAGGACCUUAAUUACUAUAUCCAUGAGUUCAUUGUACCUAAAACAAAAGCUGAUAUUGCAGCACAAUAAAGACCCCUGCGCUCAUGGUUAGCUUCCUCAGUAUGGACGUUUGCUUACUCAGAAUGGGCUCUUACUCGUCAUGGACGUUUGCUUUUUGUAAUAUUUUUCAUUGUGGAUUGCGAUGAUAUAAUGUGAUUUUCUGCGCUAAUUAAUUUCUGAUGAUAGGUGACCAUGUUCUUGGCAUGUGAUUUUUUAGUGGGUGGAGAUACAAGUUCAAUUAUUUAUACAUUAUCUUAUUGAAUUUC